Messenger RNA from Aspergillus puulaauensis, 1056 nucleotides. Its product is annotated as J domain-containing protein. The record is from RefSeq and is a predicted model, not a curated record. The coding region runs from base 1 to 1056 and encodes 351 amino acids. Gene Ontology annotation, biological process: cellular response to misfolded protein. Gene Ontology annotation, cellular component: endoplasmic reticulum membrane. Gene Ontology annotation, molecular function: Hsp70 protein binding. The transcript has 3 exons. NCBI's taxonomy places the organism in Eukaryota, Fungi, Ascomycota, Eurotiomycetes, Eurotiales, Aspergillaceae.
AUGCCAUCGGCCACAGCGUCUGGCGCUGACACUGGUGGCUCUGCGACAUCUCGUGACCACAGCCAAGGCAACCAGGACCGCAAAUAUACACCAGACCAAAAGGCGGCCGUGCUCCGGAUACGAAAAUGCACUGCGACGGCGUUCUACGAGAUUUUAUCAGUGGAGAAGACAGCGACGGACGGCGAAAUCAAGAAGGCAUACCGGAAACUGAGUUUGGUGACGCAUCCCGAUAAGAACGGGUAUGAGGGGGCGGACGAGGCGUUCAAAAUGGUGUCUCGCGCUUUCCAGGUUCUGUCGGAUUCGGACAAAAGGUCCAAGUAUGAUAGGUUUGGUGGUGAUCCAGAUAGCAGGUUCCAGCCGAGUGCUGGCCCUGCCGGUGCGUCGCCUUUCGGCGGCGGAUUUGGUGGAGGUGGUUUCCCUCGUGGAGGCGCAGCGUUUGACGACGAGAUAUCCCCCGAAGAGUUGUUCAAUCGGUUCUUUAACGGUGGUCUCGGCGGUGGGUUUGGUCCAUUUGGUGGUCCGCAGUUCGUUUUCAACAUGGGAGGCGGCCCCGGAUUUAGAGUUCAUCAAUUCGGGGGCGCUCGGCCGCGAAGACGGCCUCGCGAUGCCGAUGCACAAUCCGAGCCCACACCCUCUUUAGGUGCUACAUUCCGACAGCUCUUGCCUCUUAUCCUCCUCUUCGUCCUCCCCUUACUCUCUUCCCUCUUCUCUGGUAGCGCUACUUCCUCCACGCCGCAAUAUCGAUUCGACCCCGUACCUCCUCAUACUAUGAAGCGAACAACGCCAGAUAUCCAAAUAGAUUACUUCCUCAACCCGAAAGACGUCUCCGAUUUCAGCUCUCGAGAAUUCCGUAACAUGGACAAGAAGGUGGAGGUAGACCAUGUUAACAAGCUCAGAUUUGAGUGCGACAGUGAAAUUCACGCUCGCGAGCGGAUGAUUCAGGACGCCCAGGGCUGGUUCUUCCCAGAUGUAGAGAAGAUGAAAGCGGCUAGAGCGAUGGAGAUGAAGGGUUGUCAGCAAUUUGAGAAACUUACGAAGCUGAGGAGAAAGUAUUAG